Symphalangus syndactylus (siamang) is the source of this 1055-nucleotide messenger RNA. RefSeq names its product equatorin. Gene Ontology annotation, cellular component: plasma membrane; inner acrosomal membrane; outer acrosomal membrane. Gene Ontology annotation, biological process: endocytosis; fusion of sperm to egg plasma membrane involved in single fertilization; acrosomal vesicle exocytosis. NCBI's taxonomy places the organism in Eukaryota, Metazoa, Chordata, Mammalia, Primates, Hylobatidae. The record is from RefSeq and is a predicted model, not a curated record.
AUAAUGUCCUAGUUAGACACAGGACCUGCUGGGCCACAGAAAGGAGGCUCUGGGUAGAUGCACUAGAUUACUGGAUAAAUCACUUCAAUUUCCCAAUGAAUUUUAUAUUGUUUAUUUUUAUACCUGGAGUUUUUCCCUUAAAAAGUAGCACUUUGAAGCCUACUAUUGAAGCAUUGCCUAAUGUGAUGCCUUUAAAUGAAGAUGCUAAUAAGCCGGAAGAAAAGAAUGAAGAUCAUACUCACAAUUAUGCUCCUGCUAAUGAGAAAAAUGGCAAUUAUUAUAAAGAUAUAAAACAAUAUGUGUUCACAACACAAAAUCCAAAUGGCACUGAGUCUGAAAUAUCUGUGAGAGCCACAACUGACCUGAAUUUUGCUCUCAAAAACUAUAAAACUGUCAAUGCAGCUACAUAUGAAAAAUCCACCAGUGAAGAAGAAACAACGACUAACGAACCCUCUCAUAAAAAUAUUCAAAGAUCAACCCCAAACGUGCCUGCAUUUUGGACAAUGUUAGCUAAAGCUAUAAAUGGAACAACGGUGGUCAUGGAUGAUAAAGAUCAAUUAUUUCACCCAAUUCCAGAGUCUGAUGUGAAUGCUACACAGGGAGAAAAUCAGCCAGAUCUAGAGGAUCUGAAGAUCAAAUUAAUGCUGGGAAUCUCACUGAUGACCCUCCUCCUCUUUGUGGUCCUCUUGGCAUUCUGUAGUGCUACACUGUACAAACUGAGGCAUCUGAGUUAUAAAAGUUGUGAGAGUCAAUACUCCGUCAACCCAGAGCUGGCCACGAUGUCUUACUUUCAUCCAUCAGAAGGUGUUUCAGAUACAUCCUUUUCCAAGAGUGCAGAGAGCAGCACAUUUUUGGGUACCACUUCUUCAGAUAUGAGAAGAUCAGGCACAAGAAAAUCAGAAUCUAAGAUAAUGACAGAUAUCAUUUCCGUAGGCUCAGAUGAUGAGAUGCAUGUAAACGAUGAGUCAGUUACCCGGUGAAGAAAUCAAGGAACCCGGUGAAGAAAUCAUACUGAUGAAUAAAUAACUUUAAUUAUUUUGUCAUCAAAAGACCUU